This is a messenger RNA of Ipomoea nil (Japanese morning glory), 1407 nucleotides long. RefSeq names its product ABC transporter B family member 27-like. Gene Ontology annotation, cellular component: membrane. The record is from RefSeq and is a predicted model, not a curated record. Gene Ontology annotation, molecular function: ABC-type oligopeptide transporter activity; ATP binding. Bases 1 to 1407 code for a protein of 468 amino acids. The transcript is spliced from 14 exons. NCBI's taxonomy places the organism in Eukaryota, Viridiplantae, Streptophyta, Magnoliopsida, Solanales, Convolvulaceae. Gene Ontology annotation, biological process: transmembrane transport.
AUGGGCAGGAUUUUAGGAACACCCGGCCAUGGCCUUGGCAGUGAGAAAGCUCCUCUCUUGAACAGACAAGCUGGGAGAAAGGUGUAUGAUUCAGUGGAGAAUGGUCAGCUAACUGACCUUGAUGAGCAUGGAGAUAGAGUGCUGGCGCCAAAUGUAGGAUUUUGCCGAGUGAUUUCGCUAGCCAAACCUGAGGCGGGGAAGUUGAUUCUCGCAACACUGGCACUCUUGCUUGCAUCGACGUCUGGUAUAUUGAUUAGAAAAUUUGGGGGGACGAUUAUCGAUAUUGUUUCAAGGGAUAUCCAAACAGAUGGACAAAAAUCUGAAGCUUUAGGAGAUGUAAGAAAGACCAUAUUAGAAAUAUUUUUUAUUGCCAUAGUUGGUUCUAUCUGCACGGCGCUUCGUGUAUGGUUGUUCUCUUCUGCUAGUCAAAGGGUCGUGGCUCGCUUGAGAAAGGACUUGUUCAGCCACCUUAUUUACCAAGAGAUAGCCUUCUUUGAUGUUGCUCAAACUGGGGAGCUCCUUAGUAGGCUCUCUGAAGAUACCCAGAUCAUAAGGAGUGCAGCCACGACUGAUCUUUCAGGGGCUCUCAAGAAUCUUUCUACUGCUUUUAUUGGUGUAGGAUUCAUGUUUACAACAUCAUGGGAAUUAACAUUGUUGGGGUUAGUAGUUGUUCCAGCCAUAUCAAUUGCUAUGCGCAGAUUUGGGCUGUAUAUGCGUGAGCUUUCCCACAAGACUCAAGCAGCUGCAGCAGUAGCCUCAUCAGUUGCUGAGGUUAGUUGCUCCACUGAUAUUGGUACUACUAUUCCACCUGGAUUUGGAAUAAAAGAAGCUUUUGGCGCAAUACGCACAAUCAGAUCUUUUGCACAAGAAGAUUAUGAGAUAUCGCGGUAUGCAGAGAAAGUGGACAAUACUUUGAGUCUUGGACUUACUCGUGCUAAAAUAGUUGGUCUUUUCUAUGGAAGCCUAAGUGCAGCAGCAAGGCUACCGGCUAUGCUUGUAGUUCUUUAUGGAGCUACUUUGAGAAUUCAUGGCUCAAUCACAGCUGGGGCUCUGACAUCUUUCAUUCUUUAUAGCCUAACAGUUCAAUCUUCAGUGUCCGGGCUAUCUGGAUCAUACACUGUGGCGAUGAAAGCUGCAGGGGCAAGUAGGCGAGUUUUCCAGCUCUUGGAUCGCGUCUCAUCUAUGCCAAAAUCGGGAAACAAAUGCCCUUUGGGAGACGAAGAUGCAGAUGUAGAAUUAGACGACGUCUGGUUUGCCUAUCCAUCGCGUCCCAACCAUAUGGUCCUCAAGGGUAUUACACUGAAACUGCAACCUCGCUCAAAGGUUGCCCUGGUCGGUCCAAGUGGCGGUGGCAAGAGGAUGCAACACGUUUCUUUUGCUGCAGACUACCAUAGCGAACUUGAUUGA